AUUUAGGUGACGGACCGGACUCGAGCGUCGUUGGAGGGAGAUUUGAGACGCGCGUGGAGGACGGUCGGCCUCAAACCCCGCCGAGGACGGUUGUGCUUUAGUCCAUCUCUGUUGUCGUUAUAAUUCAUAUUCAUUGGCAUCAUGGAAUCAAACAGUGACAUCAAACCGACGCCGAAGGGGUUUCACUGCGCUCUGUGCAAUGUCAACCUACCGAACAUGCCAAGUCUGGAUCAGCAUGUCAAAGGGCGGAAACACCAGACACUGAGCACCGUGCGCUCCACCAGGAAGACUCAGGAGGAGCACAGUGUGUUCGUCAGUGGCAUCAAGCCUCACAUCUCUCAGGCUGACAUAGCUGAGCACUUCCAGCAGUUUGGACCGGUCACGGAUGUUAUCGUGGACAAAGACAAGGGCGUGUUUGCCAUCGUGCAGUUCAGCGAGCCGGAGGGUUUACAGGCAGCCCUCUCCCUCGUCGAGCAUCAGGUGAAGGGCCUCAAGGUGCGCGUCAAACCCCGGGAGAAGAAGGAGUUCAAGCUGAUUCCCAAGAAGAGGAAUGACUACCAGAACCUCCAACGGCUUCUCGACCGUCUCAAACCUGAGCUGUGUCAGUUGGUGUCUGUGGAUGCGCAGAUGCAGUGUGUCGUUGAGCGAUCUCAGCUGGGAGAAAAUGAGAAAAAGGCCCGAGGUUUGCUGGUUCAACUCCUGCAAGAGGUUUUCGUGGAGUUUUUUCCGGACAGCCAGAUUCUGCCAUUUGGUUCGUCUGUCAACACUUUUGGCAUCCACUCCUGUGAUCUGGACCUCUUCCUGGACCUGGAAAACACCAAGGUGUUCCAGGCCCAUGCCAAAUGCACCGCAGAACAGGCAGUGGAGGGCACGUCAGAAGAUGGCCGCUCUGAGGACUCCAUCCUGUCCGAUAUCGACUUGUCCACAGCCUCUCCAGCAGAGGUCCUGGACCUGGUGGCUGCGAUCUUGAAGCGCUGUGUCCCCAGUGUGCACAAAGUCCAUGUGGUCGGCAGCGCUCGUCUCCCUGUGGUCAAGUUCCAUCACCGCGAGCUCAACCUGCAGGGAGACAUCACCAUUAACAACAGACUGGCUUUAAGGAACACCCGCUUCCUUCAGCUGUGUUCGGGGACAGAGGACAGACUGAGACCUUUGGUGUACACCAUCCGCUACUGGGCGAAGCAGAAACAGCUGGCUGGUAAUCCCAGUGGCGCCGGUCCUCUUCUCAACAACUACGCUCUGACACUGUUGAUCAUCUUCUACCUGCAAAACUGCGAGCCGCCCGUCCUCCCCACCGUCGACCAACUCAAGCACAUGGCCUGUGAAGAGGAAGAAUGUGUGAUCGAGGGCUGGAACUGCACCUUCCCCAGUCAGCCCAUUGCUGUGCCCCGCAGCAAGAAUACACAGGACCUCUGCUCCCUGCUGUCUGGCUUCUUCUCCUUCUAUGCCAAAUUUGAUUUUGCAAGUAGCGUCAUAUCGGUCAGGGAGGGCCGUGCUCUCCCGAUCACUGCUUUCCUCAGCCGUAAUAAAGAGGAGGAGGCCAUGCAAGAGGAACCGUCCACCAAGACCCCUCACCAUGGUCCUAAAUUGGCCCCCCUAAAUCUCUUGGACCCCUUUGAACUGUCCCACAACGUAGCCGGAAACCUGAAUGAACGCUCCCAGCGCUGCUUCCAGAGGGAGUGCCAGGAGGCUGAGAAGUAUUGCCGCAGCCUGCAGUACCAGCGCAAAUCCACCAAGGGGAAGUCAUGGGGGCUGGUGCGCUUAUUCACCCCCCAAGGCCAGGUCGCACAUGCCAAAUCGGAGGCACCAACCAUUAGCAUUCCCUUCAAGUCGGCGUCGCUCCCUGAAGUGCUGCGUAACCAGCUUCACAUGGCGGGAGAAGGCUUCCGGCUGCUGUGGUUUCAGAAGGUUUGUGCUGCCGUUGAGGAGGUCCUCAAAAGUGUUCUCAGGUGUCACCUCGCUCACUCAGAUGCAGAUGCCGUCUUUGGUGAGGAUUCAGCUGUCCAUGCCGUAGAGGAAAUGGAAACUACCCCGACCUCCCUCAACACAUCACUGAACGACAGCUGGGACAGCGUUGAACCCAAAAAUGAAGGUAGCUCUAAGGUUGGUGGCAAGAGGCAGCUGUCAUCCAGCAGCGAUGCUUCUGUGUCGCCUCAGGGUAAAAAGCCUAGACUGGCAAUAAAAACCCGGCGAGAUUUCCCUCACUGGAUCUGUGUGCAAAAGCACAUGGUGUGGGCGGGCAGGAGGAAAGUGAGAAGGGAGCUGAUCAAAGAUACAGACUCGAGACCGGAGGGCAGCUGCGUGGAGAUGGAGUCCCAGGUCACAGCUCGCAUCAUUGACAAGGAGCCCAAGCUCAAGGAGCCGCUGGAGUUCACCGUCCAGCCCCAGAUGGUGGGCGGGACGGAGAUCACUCGGGCAGUGCUCAUAUUGGAGCCAACCAGUGACAGGGCUGCAGUUUUUUCUGACUUCUUUCAUUUCCUGGAAGCAUUUUUACCUAAGAUGGUAGAGACGCUGAUUGAGAAAGAAACAGGCAAUGUAUAGAUUUUUUUUGGUUGCACUUAAAACUUAACAUUUUAUUUUCUUUGUUUUCGAUCAAACAUGCCGUUACUGCUAGUUGAAUGAACCUUCGAGAGUGGGACACGAAAAAAGCAUUUACUUACGGUUACCAGCCACUGAUUAUUAUACUGUAAUAAUGUGAAUAUGGGAUUUGUCUAAUUUCAAGUGGUAGUUUCUUUUUAUGUAUACUGUAUAUAUAUUAUACCACUAUAUUUUGAGUUUGUUUCAAAAUCAAAUUUCCUCAAUAAGCCUGUUUUUGUGUUUGUGGUGUGGCUCGGUGUUAGUAAAUUUCUGUUUACACUGGUGAAUUUAAAAGAUGACGCUUCGAAGGGUAACUGCAGCGGCACACAUUUGGUGUCUGAUGUCUUUAAACAAAUAAAAGAGUCUUUGUUAAA
Messenger RNA from Scophthalmus maximus (turbot), 2948 nucleotides. RefSeq names its product terminal uridylyl transferase 1, U6 snRNA-specific (gene tut1). Gene Ontology annotation, molecular function: poly(A) RNA polymerase activity; RNA binding. The record is from RefSeq and is a predicted model, not a curated record. Gene Ontology annotation, cellular component: mitochondrion. The transcript is spliced from 10 exons. Bases 142 to 2538 code for a protein of 798 amino acids. NCBI's taxonomy places the organism in Eukaryota, Metazoa, Chordata, Actinopteri, Pleuronectiformes, Scophthalmidae.